Paracoccidioides brasiliensis Pb18 is the source of this 4602-nucleotide messenger RNA. RefSeq lists its product as uncharacterized. Bases 1 to 4602 code for a protein of 1533 amino acids. Gene Ontology annotation, cellular component: cell cortex; mitochondrion. Gene Ontology annotation, molecular function: phospholipid binding; tubulin binding. The record is from RefSeq and is a predicted model, not a curated record. The transcript has 3 exons. Gene Ontology annotation, biological process: microtubule cytoskeleton organization; establishment of mitochondrion localization; maintenance of protein location in cell cortex.
AUGGAAGACCCCUUCAUUUCCGACCCUGCUCCAGCCAGCAGUCUCCUCCCACAACAACGCGAGUCGCAUCGCUAUUCCUCCUUCGGCUCUCAGCUUUUUACCCUCAAUGCCUCUUCACCGUCGCAAGUGAAGCGUGCCCUCGAAGCCCAUCUGGCAGAGACUGAACGACGACUGCAGGAUGCGUCGAAACUUGGCACUGCCCUUGUGCAGCAGCAAAAGGAACUUUCCGAUAAACUAAAGGAGAUUGAGCACCAGCAGGAUGAGGGCGAAAUUGGUCCGGACUUGCGGAGGAAACUGGCUGAUUUGGAGAAGGAAUAUAAUGAAAUUGGUCGGGAGACUGCUCGUGUGUCUUUGGGUCCUAAACCUCGGCUAGUGCCUGCUGAUGAGGAAGCGCAAGGCUCCCUUUCUCUUGAUGGUCGGACUCUCGGGAGUCCCGCUGUACUCUCGAGUCAGGCUACUAGCUCGCCAACGAAGGUCACUGUGCCGUCGAGGAGACAACGGAAUCAACAAUCAAGUCGAGUCCACGACAUCGAAUUCGCGACGGAGAUUAGUACAUCAUUACUUGCUCAAGUCCGUCAACUACAAGGACUCCUCGUGGACCGGGAGGAAACUAUUAAGGCUAUCAAUCUAGAGAAGUCCAGGCUUGAACUUGAAGCAGAAGCUUUUACGCAACGUCUACGCACGCUCGAUGAAAGUGAACAGCGUUACAAGGACGAGAAUUGGAAUUUGGAAACACAAAUACAGGAACUCCUUGCCUCUGCCAAAGAAGCUUCUGUGAGAGAGGCUAGGCUAACCACAAACCUGAAUGCAGCUACUGCAGAAAACGCCACAGCCCAACGAAAGCUAGAUGAGUUGAAACAGGUCAACGAGAAGCUGAUUGAAGACAAUACGGCUACACAGAAAACCUACGAUUCUGAGCUUCAUGUUCUUCGACGGAUUGUCCAUGUUGGAGACACGGAACGGAAUAUUCUCCAACAGAAAGUGGAUGAACUUACCAACCAGAAUCAAGAGCUGGCCAAGGCUGUCGCCGCGAAAAUUCGACAACAUGAGGCAGAGGGUGUUAAUGACAUCGCGCCAAGGGACAAUGAUGAUGAAAUGGAUGAGGGUACCCCGGAACAUUCACCACCUCCCUCUCCAAAUAAAGCUACCCCUCGUCAUGGACAUUUGGAAUCUGAGACUCUGAAAAGUUCCCUAUAUCAUGCUCAUCGCAUGAUCCAGAACCUGAAGAACAAUAUUCAUCGUGAAAAGACCGAAAAGAUGGAACUUAAACGUAUGCUUCAGGAGGCUCGAGAUGAGGUUGAACAGCGACGUGUCGAGACUCAUGCACCGUCAAGCGCCAACAAACGUCAGAGAGUAAAACAAGAUGUGUUCAAGAAGCCCGCUCGGCCAGAAAUGCUUGGUGCCAGGCGCGGUUUUGCGGAAAUUGAAAUUGGGGAACCAGAUUGGGAAGAGCAUACCGUCGAAGCAAGUCCCACCAGGAAGUUUUCUGGAAGAUUAAAUACCUUCCUGUCUUCUGCUCGCUCCCGCAGUGACUCAGUUGAUGCAAGCGACGCUUAUCAAACCACAAACGAGACGGAAGACGCAUUCGAAACUGCAAAUGAGCGAGAAACCGCGACUGAAAGUGAGGCUUUCCAAACUGGCGCUGAAAGCCUGGGUGGAAAUACCAGUGAAGAGGAGCUUACUGAAACUGAAAGUCGUUCUGGCCCCGCAACUGGUGUCCGCAGUAAAAAACCCACAGGACAGUCCAUGACAAAACCUGGCGAUCGGACAUCCUUCAUGAGCACAUCGUCGACUUCCGAUGAGGAUUUUGGUGUGGACUAUGAGCGUACGCCCAUUCAAGCACUGCAACCACAGCGCUACAGGUUGAAAAUGACUCGUGUGCGUGAACGACGUGGGCGAACCUCCGGAGACUCCAUGGCCCCUGUGUGCUCUAAUUUGAGUGCGCAAAAUUCCCCUGCUACUAGCGUCUCCCAAGCACAUCCUCCGAUUAUCCCAUCCGGCCAGAGCCUUUUUGCGGAAUUGGAGGACCAACUCAAUGGUCCAGACAGUGGUAGCGAUAUUGGAACCCCUCGUUAUUCGACCACGGUAUCCCAAACAUCAACGCCAAAUAUUUCCAGAUUCAAUGAUCAAUGCCGGCCAUCCGAGGCGUCUAGCACUUAUUCCAUCACUAGGGUAAUGGUAGAUUCGGGUAUGAUGACGGAUUCCUGGCAACCUUCGCAGACUACUCCGGAUGUCGUGGCUUCGUUGACGCCCGUUGAAGCAGAGACAACUCACACUAAAAUUGCUACGGAGUCUGGGGAUGCGACGGAAUUUGUUGACUCUGCUACACAGUACACACCGCGGAAGAGUUCGGCAGUUGACAUCGGUGAUCUUUCUGUUGCUCUUGAUACUCCGCCUAAGACAAUAUGGGAUGUACCUGUCACAGAAAAACAACGUCAAGUGCAAUCAGAUAUGCCAGAGUCUCCAAUUUUGACUCCGUUGCUGCCAUUGGAAUUACAUAUAUCGCCAAUCCUAUCUGAAGAAACCAUGCCUGUUGCUCCUACUAUCAACAAGGAACAACCGCUGCAGCCAAUACCUCAGCUAGAUAUGUCUUCCAUUACCUAUGAGGAAACUUACCCUGUCCCUGCCCUUGUGAAGGCUAUUACGCCACCCUCGCUCGUCUUCUCACCUAUCCAAACUGAGACAACGGAACCACUGGAGCCAUCUCUGUCAAAGGCUGUUAAGAAACCAACUCAGCAACUUAAGAUCUCGCCGAUUUUCACAGCGGAAACAGAACCGGUGGAACCGCAGGUAUUGCGUGGAGUGGUCGCACAAACUAAACUAUUCGAUGCUGAGACUUCGUCAAAGAGACCCAAUACUGCAGUCGAUGUAAACGAAAUUUCGGGCCACAGCAUAGUCGGUUUCAACUCGGUGGAUGUUGGGACUGAUCCAAUCUUUCUGAUUUCUUCGACUGUAGACAAAUCUGUUGGAAGUGCGAAUAUAGGUGAGGAUGAAAAAGAAGAGGAUAUAGCAGCGCCCUUUGCCAAUAAUAUAUUCAGCCAAAUUAUGCACAGCUCUGUUACACCGCAACCUGCUCAGCCAGUCCCGCACAUUCCGGUUGCAACUAUAGAGAAUUCAGUCCAGACAAUACUUACUGCAACCCAGAUCGACCAGCUUCUUAUCGAGCGCUCCUCUCGUCGUACUGCUGCACCUUCCGUGGAAGCGGGCACAGACGGUAAACAGCUUCAAGCUCUUGUCGAGGGCGCUUCCGGUUCUCUCUCCACGCCUAAGGCAAGGCUUCUACCAAGUACAUUGCAGAAGGAUACGUCACAGCCUCCGCAGACUGCUGUUAAACGUCCCGGGAGUGCUUGCAGCCAACGACGCGGCUCGAUAACGUCCUAUCCCCCGCUACCUCCUGACCACAAACAAGCUAUUGCUGCUGCAAGCCAGCGACGAUCUUUAGAUGUCCCCUCCUCAGGAACGAUGGGGCCUCCUCUCGUCCCCGCUUCUGCGUUUCGCACUAAUGCGCAAAGCAGAACCCGCACGCCAAACGAUCAAGCUUCAAGCAUGAAGAAUGGUGUUACACCCCGUGCGCAUACUCGACGCAGCAGCCAAAUAUCGCGCCGUUCAUCGGUAUCUUCGUUCGCGUCAGAGCUUGAUGUACGGUUCAACAUGAAUAAUGGAGGAUAUCCCUUUCAGUCUGGUACCGACCCACGCAUGAUCCAGGCUAUCACGCAGACAAUGAUAGGAGAGUUUCUAUGGAAGUAUACACGCCGGACCGGUCGGCCAGAUUUGUCGAGCAAUACCCGUCACCAACGCUAUUUCUGGGUUCAUCCGUACACUCGAACUCUGUACUGGAGUGAUCAGGACCCGCAGUCAGCUGGGAAAUCGCAACGUAAAGCUAAGAGCGUUGCCAUUGAAGCUGUUCGUGUAGUCAAUGACGAUAAUCCGUACCCCCCUGGCUUACACCGUAAAAGUCUGGAGAUCAUCACCCCCGGUCGGAUAGUCAAGCUCACCGCUUCGACAAGCCAACGGCAUGAAACGUGGUUCAAUGCUCUUUCGUAUCUCCUUCUGAGAACCGCCGGCGAAGAGACUGCGGAUAGAGGUGACAAUCUCACUCAAGAUGACGUGGAUGAAUUUAACCCAUCUUUACACGGCUCAUCGCGUCCUGGCGGAUCGCGCAUGUCCAUUGCUUCUCGAACGAGCCGCAACGCACGCACAUACUCCGUACAGUAUCCGGAACCCACGCUUACAGUGAAACAGCCCGCGAUGUCUGGUCGUGCGUCCCCAGCGUUAUCCAGCGGCCGCAACUCUACUUCCCGUGUCGAUGUGCGCCAUGGCUCUGUUUCCCGUCUCAGCACGAUGUUUAGGACUUCGGUCAUAUCCGGGACGCUUUCGAGCCGGCGGAGCAGGUAUGACCGUGCGAGUGAGGGUAUAGAUAACUCCAACGCUGCGGAGCGAGAUAGCGCCGAGAAUUUAAGACGGCUUAUUGAACAGCAGGAGAUGGAGGCAGAUCUGUUGGAGAAUGUGCGGGCCUGUUGUGAUGGCAAGCAUGAUGUCAGCUCACUGUCUCGAACGAGCCGAUAUAGCUCGAGAGCUAGCCGUCUCCCCCACAAUCAUUGA